AUAAACUCAGCAAAAAAACUAAAAAUAAAUAAUCAUCAUGUCACAAAAUAGACCAAUAGCUGUAUCAAGAAGACACCCAAAUCAAAGAAAUGAUGAAUCAGUUGAGAGUAAUUCUAAUAACUCAAAUCGUUUAUUACAAAAUAAUCGUCUUCCACCUUCAAUUGUUGAACAAUUUCGUGAAUCAUGGCUAACAGCAAUUAUUGGAUUAAUAUUAUUUGCAACUGGAAUGUGUUUAUUAUUUUGGAAUGAGGGAAAAGCAGCUUCUAUAGCUCAAUCACUUGAUGAAGCAUUAGAAAAUAUUGCACUUAUUAGUGACAUUCAAAAUAUUCCAGAAGAAUAUAAUGGUCGUUUGGUACAUUUAUCUGGUCCAUUAUCAAUAAGUGAACCACUUACUGAGCCUGAUUAUGGUAUUGUUGUUGACAGUGUUAAAUUAAAACGACGAGUACAAAUGUAUCAGUGGAUUGAAUAUGAAGACAGUGGACUUGGUGAAGCUGAAAAUCAUGAUGAUCCUAAAAAUUAUUAUUAUACAACUGAAUGGAAAGAUAAGCUAAUUGAUUCAGAUUCAUUUUAUAUACGUAAUGGUCAUGAAAAUCCAACAGAAAUACCAAUAAAAUCACAAAUACAAAUUGCUGAAGAAGUUAAAAUUGGUAAUGUUAUAUUAGGUGAUGAAAUGAAGAAUAAAUUUACUGAAUUUUUGGAAAUAACAAGUGAUCAAAGACCAGAUCGUGUUGAUAUUAAAAUGCAUUCUGGUCUUUAUUAUCACAGUGCUGAUCUUUGGAAUCCUCAUGUUGGUGAUAUUAGAAUUCUAUUUUUAUAUGCUGGUAAAGCUAAUGAUAUUUAUUCAAUUGUUGGUAAAUUAAGUGAUGGAAUUAUUGUUCCUUAUGUCACAACAAGAAACGAAGUUAUAUUAUUACAAAGAAAACAUACUGUUGAUGUACAUCAAAUGUUUCAUUUAGAACAUGUUCAUAAUUACUGGAGAACUUGGACAAUAAGGGGUCUUGGUUGGUUAGUAUUAUUUUUAGCAGCAACAUGCCUGGCAAAUAUACUUAAAACAAUCAUAACAAAUUCAUCGUUUUUAUAUGGGAUUAUUGAAAUUGAUUCAAUAACAAUGUCAGUGUCAAUGUCAAUAAGUCUUUUGGUUGUUGGUUUUGCCUGGGUUUGGUAUCGUCCAAUUGUUGCAUUGUGUUUGGCACUUGCUUCAAUUGUACCAUUUAUUUAUUCAACAUUUUUUUCAAAUGAUGAUGAACGUCAACAGGGUCGUGCAGCAUAUCGAAGAAUUUAAUUUAUGAAUUGAAAAUUAUUAAUAAUAAACGCACCAAAGUACUCAUUAA
Messenger RNA from Aphidius gifuensis, 1331 nucleotides. RefSeq names its product transmembrane protein 43 homolog. The coding region runs from base 38 to 1282 and encodes 414 amino acids. Gene Ontology annotation, biological process: nuclear membrane organization. The record is from RefSeq and is a predicted model, not a curated record. Lineage: Eukaryota; Metazoa; Arthropoda; Insecta; Hymenoptera; Braconidae. Gene Ontology annotation, cellular component: nuclear inner membrane. The transcript has 5 exons.